This is a messenger RNA of Drosophila willistoni, 2758 nucleotides long. RefSeq lists its product as uncharacterized. NCBI's taxonomy places the organism in Eukaryota, Metazoa, Arthropoda, Insecta, Diptera, Drosophilidae. The coding region runs from base 1 to 2661 and encodes 886 amino acids. The transcript is spliced from 2 exons. The record is from RefSeq and is a predicted model, not a curated record.
AUGAAAUCGAAAAGAAAACAAAUUGGACGGGUUUUUUACUCCCGUUGCAUUACAAAACGUCGUAGAUGCUUUAGAAAUCGAGCAACAAAACGAAAUCUCAUAAUUAAAACCUUAAAAAAUGUUUUACUGGAUUUACAAUUGAAAUACCAAAAAACAAUAUUUGGAGAACAAAUGAAUUUAAUGAGGCAAAGCAGAGUACAAGAGUUGUUAAAAUAUGUGAAAAUCUUAAAACUUCAAAGUCGAAAAUUGGACCAAGAACAGCUUAAACAAUAUCGAAACGAUAGAAAAUUGGAGAGAUUAUUUCGAAAACUUGGAGGUAUUGAAAAAUAUUUAAAGCGCUACAAUUCUCAACUAAAUAAAGCUAUACAAGAACAUCAGGGAGAAGCACAAACAGCGAGUCGAUCGACAUAUGGAAACGAUUCAUUUGAAAGCAUUGAGGAACCCCAAGCAGUCAAAACUUCGGUACAUUUUAUGGACGAAAUUUCUAGGCAAAAUGUGGCUAAACAAAUUGUCAAAAAUAUUCCGUCGGCUAUAGUCCUAGCCCAGCAUCGUGAUAGUUCCAUUAAAAGUCUCAAAACCGAAAAUGCAUCUUUCAAAAAUUUAAGGCCCAAAAAUGUAUCGCUUAAACGUUUAAAGUCCGAAAAUUCUUUCGAAAAAUUAUUAUUGGGUUUCCUACACAAAUUUGAAAAACCUAAAAUAACGGCAAAGCCGGAGGAAUUAUCGAAAAAUAAAUCGGUUGAAGCAGAAAUUGAUCAAUAUGUAAAACGCCAAGGACCAAUUUCGACAAAGCUCGUUUACAAAUGGCCAGCAAGUAUUUCGGCUGUGGUUUUGGCCAAACACAAACGUUCGAAUUCACGGCGUAGGGCUUUUUGGCAUCUGCGUCAAAUAUCACCCUCAGUGAAUAAUUCGCAUUUUCAGAGUAGAGAGCAACUCUUCAGGAUGGCGGUCCAAGAGAAGCAAAGGAAUCUACACGAUUAUGGAUCUGUAAGUGCCUCGCAAAUCCUUAAGCGAAGAAAAAUUAAACAUAGGGAUCAAUUGAUGGAACCAAAAUGGAACCAAGACGAAAGAAUUAUACAUAAGAAUGUAUAUAAUAGAAAUUCAGAAUUGUCACCACAAACAUCACAUAAUUUGGGCAGAAAAAACCUUUUGAGAAAAACAAAAGGAAAUCUGCCAUCAAUAGAAAAACAUAAGAUAGUCAAUGCAUGGCAGUUAAAUAAAUUUAAUUGGGAUUCAACUAAUUCUACGGAUUCAGAAAUGUGCGAGAAUCGUGACAUCAAAUUGGAGCCAAUGGAGACGACUGCACGUAAAAUUAUCAAUAGUCUGUUGUUAGAGGAGAAUCCCAUUGGCGAACGAUUUGAAGAGAAGCCUGGCAAAAGAGUUGUGGUUCCUCUAUCGGCAAAUGAGUUUACACCUCAUUAUGAGAAAAGUCCUUUGAGCCAGGUAGACGAAGUGUUUGACGAUCUAAUUGAAAAGAACAAUGAGUGGCAGGAAUAUAUGCGUGAUCUGGAGGGGUCUCAGGAUAUUGUCAAAUCGUAUUUGCAGAAACGUUAUUUGCAAAAUGUGCGAACUGUCUUACAGAAUCAAGUCCAUCAAAUCACUCAACAAAAUUCUAACUUCCCGUAUGAGCCUUUAGAAGGAGAAGAAACCAGGACCAAACCUUUGUCUUGGUCAGCCUUUGGCUGGAGGGCCAUCAAAACGAAUUCCACAAAUAGUUUGUCUUCUACCGCUUCAAAAAAUGAAAACCAAAUAGACCGAAAAUUAUAUUGCAGCAAUACUCUCGAGAUGCAUAGACGUUUCUUUACCAAGCAAAUGAUGAAAUUACGUUACGGAUUUCUCACCAAAAACAUAAGGCAUCUUUACAAGUUGAUAAUGAACAGGGAAUGGCCCAUCAGACAGGAGGAUCGUGAUUUGCUUAAUGAAUACGCACUUGAUCCUCAGCAUUAUAAUAUACUGAUCAUGGCCAUAGAACCAACUUUACCCCAGCCACAAAGUGAGGCAAAGAUGGCAAUUAUUGAAGAGAAUUACAACUAUAUAAAGGGGCUUAUGGAAAGAGACAGACGCCGCUCCAGGAUGAUGGCAUCUUCAUUAAUUUCCUGCCAAAGUGAUGCCAUUCCCAUAAUGUAUGCGGAUGAUGGCAUUUCGGGUCGUUGUCAAUUUGAUUUCGAUAAAGCAUAUAUGAAGGAACAGCGCGCCAAGUGGGCUAAAUACUUUGCAUUGCAAGAAAAGACUCCGUUGGAGCUACAACUGGCCAAUAAGAGGACUCAAAAACUUCAGGCAAAAGCGGCCAGGAAAGCUUUAAAGAAGCAACGCCAAAGAGAUGCAAAAAAACACCUUCAAAUAUCAAGAUCAUUGAGUGCUCUCUACACAGAUCCAAGAUUGACGCAACGCAUGCGAAAAGUCCUGAAUGAAAUGGCCGAAGACAAGGGGGAAAAAACCUUAAAGCAAACUAAAAGAAAAAAGUCUUCUACAUUUUCUUCAGUUACUACAGAACCAAAAAGUUGUUGUAGUCGGUGCAAAUUGUGGCAGCAUGAUUCAUGCUCUCUAACUGAAACAGAGAUAUUCUGCCCGCCUAUUGUCCCUAAAUCAUAUAUAAAUUGUAUAAAGGAUAAGGCAAAUUCUCAUGGUAAGUCCUCUGCCUUUGGAUGCAAACAAAUUAAUUAAUUCGUAAAUUUUGUAUAAUUUUUUGUAAAUUUAAUGUAAUAAAAAUACUUAAAUCAAAUAUAAAACAUUUCAAUUGACUCCUAACAGUUUUAACCAA